CUUCACACGAAGGUGGACGGCUGCCAGACAUGGUGGAGAAGAUGUGGAGUUUUUUACACAUUGGGGAUAUCUGCUCCCUGUAUGCUGAGGGCUCCACCAGCGGCUUCAUCAGCACCUUAGGGUUGGUGGAUGACCGAUGCGUUGUCCAGCCUGAUGCUGGAGACCUGAACAAUCCACCAAAGAAAUUCAGAGACUGCCUGUUUAGGCUCUGCCCUAUGAACCGGUACUCUGCUCAGAAACAGUUCUGGAAAGCAGCAAAACCAGGAGGAACCAGCACCACAGACACUGUCCUACUCAACAAACUACAUCAUGCAGCGGAUUUGGAGAAGAAACAGAACGAAUCAGAGAAUAAGAAGUUGCUGGGGACUGUCAUUCAGUAUGGCAAUGUCAUUCAGCUCUUACAUCUGAAGAGUAAUAAGUACCUGACGGUGAAUAAGCGGUUGCCGGCUCUGUUGGAGAAGAACGCCAUGCGUGUGACUCUGGACGCCUCUGGCAACGAGGGCUCCUGGUUCUACAUCCAGCCCUUCUAUAAACUGCGCUCUAUAGGGGACAGUGUGGUCAUAGGGGAUAAGGUUGUCUUAAACCCUGUGAAUGCUGGACAGCCUCUCCAUGCCAGCUCUCACCAGCUCGUAGACAACCCAGGGUGUAACGAGGUGAACUCUGUGAACUGCAGUACCAGCUGGAAGAUUGUUCUGUUCAUGAAAUGGAGUGACAAUCAGGAGGUCGUCCUGAAAGGAGGAGACGUGGUCAGGCUGUUCCAUGCUGAACAGGAGAAGUUUCUGACGUGCGAUGACCACAGGAAGAAACAGUAUGUCUUCCUUCGCACCACCGGACGCCAGUCUGCGACCUCGGCAACCAGCAGCAAGGCACUCUGGGAGGUGGAGGUGGUUCAGCACGACCCUUGUCGAGGGGGAGCUGGUUACUGGAACAGCCUGUUCAGGUUCAAGCACCUGGCGACAGGCCAUUACCUAGCAGCAGAGGUCAAUCCAGACUAUGAGGAAGAAUGCCUGGAGUCACGUUCUUCACUGGACUCGGAGCAGGAAGUGAUCAGAGCGCGCAUGCGUAACCCCCAGGAUAAGGUCAUGUACACGUUGGUGGCCGUUCCCGACGGCAAUGACAUCUCCUCCAUCUUCGAACUGGACCCCACCACUUUGAGAGGGGGGGAUUCCUUGGUGCCCAGGAACUCAUAUGUGAGGCUGAGGCAUCUCUGCACUAAUACCUGGGUCCACAGCACUAACCAACCUAUAGACAAGGAGGAGGAGAAACCAGUCAUGCUCAGGAUUGGCACGUCUGCUCAGAAGGAGGAUAAAGAGGCCUUUGCCAUUGUGCCUGUCUCCCCUGCCGAGGUCAGGGAUCUGGACUUUGCAAACGACGCCAGCAAAGUGCUGGCCUCCAUCGCAGGCAAACUGGAGAAAGGCACAAUCACGCAGAACGAGAGGAGGUCUGUGACUAAACUCUUAGAGGAUCUGGUGUAUUUUGUGGUGGACAUCCCCAACAGUGGACAGGAUGUGCUGGAGAUCACUGUCAAUAAACCCAACAGGGAGCGACAGAAACUCAUGCGAGAACAAAACAUCCUCAAACAGAUCUUUAAGCUGCUACAGGCUCCCUUCACUGACAGUGGAGAUGGCCCAAUGCUGCGAUUGGAGGAACUGGCUGACCAGCGCCACGCCCCCUUCCGACACAUCUGCCGCCUCUGCUACAGAGUCCUGCGUCACUCACAACAAGAUUAUCGCAAGAACCAGGAGUACAUAGCGAAGCAGUUUCGGUUUAUGCAAAAACAGAUCGGUUAUGACGUGCUAGCUGAGGACACCAUCACAGCCUUACUACACAACAACAGAAAACUUCUGGAAAAACACAUCACUGCCGCUGAGAUAGAUACGUUCGUGAGCUUAGUCCGCAAGAACAGAGAACCCAGAUUCCUGGAUUACCUGUCUGAUCUGUGUGUUUCGAUGAAUAAGUCUAUCCCUGUCACUCAAGAGCUCAUCUGCAAUGCUGUUCUGGAUCCAGCCAAUGCCGACAUCCUCAUCGACACAAAGUUGGUGCUGUCCCGAUUUGAGGUGGCCGGUGCAGUGUUGGGAGAGAGUGCUGAGGAAGAGGAGGAGGAUGAAGAGGAGGUGUGGCUGUUCUGGAAGGACAGCAGAGGAGAGGUGAAGAGCAAGAGCAUCAGAGAACUGGCUCAGGACGCCAAAGAGGGUCACACUGAGGACCAGGAGGUCAUCAACUACUACAGGUAUCAGUUAAAUCUGUUUGCCCGGAUGUGUCUGGACCGGCAGUACCUGGCCAUUAAUAAGAUCUCCGCCCAGUUGGAUGUGGACUUGAUCCUUCGCUGCAUGUCUGAUGAAGACUUGCCCUUUGACCUUCGCGCUUCUUUCUGCCGACUGAUGCUGCACAUGCACGUGGAUCGAGACCCCCAGGAACAGGUCACGCCCGUCAAAUACGCCCGCCUGUGGUCGGAAAUCCCCUCCCAAAUUGACAUUGACGAUUAUGACAACGACGGUAUGUCCCGGGAUGAGGUGAAGGAGCGGUUCUCUCAGACCAUGGAGUUUGUGGAGAAUUACCUGCGCGAUGUGGUCUGUCAGAGCUUCCCUUUCUCAGACAAAGAGAAGAACAAACUCACGUUUGAGGUGGUGAACCUAGCGAGGAACCUCAUCUACUUUGGCUUCUAUAACUUCAGUGACUUACUGCGACUGACCAAGAUCCUUCUGGCCAUACUGGACUGUGUCCACAUCAGCACCACCUUCCCAGUCAAACUGGACCGAGAACCUGGAAAAGGCAGUAACGUGAUGCGUUCGAUCCACGGUGUGGGAGAGUUAAUGACUCAGGUGGUGCUGCGGGGCGGAGGAUUCCUGCCGGUGACACCACGCAGCGCUCCGGACAGAGACGCCGGCAAAUCCCAGUCAGAACCCCAGAAACAGGACAUACUGGUCAUGGACACCAAGCUCAAGAUUAUAGAGAUACUACAGUUUAUCCUGAACGUGCGGCUGGAUUAUAGGAUCUCAUGUCUGCUCUGUAUAUUUAAGAGGGAGUUUGAUGAGAGCAAUCCCCAACCAGAGCCCUCAAUCAACCAGGACUUACAAACCAGUCAAACCAGUGCGCUGGACUUUGAACACAUUGAGGAACAGGCAGAGGGAAUCUUUGGUGGGAGUGAAGAGAAUACACCUUUGGACCUGGAUGACCACGGUGGGCGUACGUUUCUGAGGGUUCUGCUCCAUCUGACCAUGCAUGAGUACCCACCCCUGGUGUCCAAAGCCCUCCACCUGCUCUUCAGACACUUCAGCCAGAGACAGGAGGUCCUGCAGGCAUUCAAACAGGUCCAGCUCUUGGUGACAAGUCAGGAUGUAGAGAAUUAUAAACAGAUAAAGACGGACCUGGAUCAGCUGAGGUCCAUCGUGGAGAAGUCUGAACUCUGGGUCUAUAAGAGACAGGGCUCAGACUCAGGACUAGACACUGGAGAGGUCAUCGCCACGGAAACACACCACCAGAGUGAUGUGUCAGGAGGUUUAAACAAACCCCAAACGGAGAGCACCAGCAGCUCCAACUACAGACUGGUCAAGGAGGUCCUCCUCAGGCUGAGUAAACUGUGUGUGUUAGAGGGCGUCUCGGGACGGAAGAAUAAGAAGCAGCAGCAGCGCCUCCUCAGGAACAUGGGAGCGCACAGCGUAGUCCUGGAACUACUGCAGAUCCCGUACGAGAAGGGUGAAGAUGUUCGGAUGCAGGAGAUCAUGACUUUGGCUCAUCAGUUCCUGCAGAAUUUCUGUGCUGGAAACCAGCAAAACCAGGCCCUGCUCCACAAACACAUCAAUCUGUUUCUUAAUCCAGGGCUCCUGGAGGCUGUGACGAUGCAGCACGUCUUUAUGAAUAAUUUCCAGUUGUGCAGUGAGAUUAAUGAGAGAGUCGUUCAGCACUUUGUCCACUGCAUUGAGACGCAUGGACGCAGCGUCCAGUACCUCAAAUUCCUACAGACCAUCGUCAAAGCAGAGAACAAAUUCAUCAAAAAAUGCCAGGACAUUGUGAUGGCAGAGCUGGUAAACGUCGGAGAGGACGUGCUGGUGUUCUAUAACGACAGGGCGUCGUUUCAGACGUUGGUUCAGAUGAUGCGUUUAGAGCGCGAGCGUCUGGACGAGAACAGUCCACUUCGCUACCACAUUCACCUGGUGGAGCUUCUGGCCGUCUGCACCGAGGGCAAGAACGUCUACACCGAAAUCAAAUGCAACUCCCUCCUCCCCCUGGACGACAUCGUGCGUGUCGUUACCCAUGAAGACUGCAUCCCAGAGAUGAAGAUGGCCUAUGUGAAUUUCUUGAAUCACUGUUAUGUGGACACAGAGGUGGAGAUGAAAGAGAUUUACACCAGUAAUCACAUGUGGAAGCUGUUUGAUGACUUCCUGGUGGAUAUCUGCAGGGUUUGUAAUAACACGAGUGACCGUAAACACGCUGACGUGGUGUUGGAGCGCUACGUCACGGAGACCGUCAUGAGCAUCGUCACCACCUUCUUCAGCUCCCCCUUCUCUGACCAGAGCACCACCCUGCAGACCCGUCAGCCCGUGUUCGUCCAGCUGCUGCAGGGUGUAUUUCGUGUCUAUCACUGUCCGUGGCUCCUGCCUUCACAGAAGGGCAGUGUGGAGGCCUGUAUCAAAGUCCUGAGUGACGUGGCUAAAGGCAGGGCCAUAGCCAUCCCUGUGGAUUUGGAUGGCCAGGUGAAUAAUCUCUUCAUAAAGUCCAAUAACAUUGUUCAGAAAACGGCUCUGAGUUGGAGACUGUCUGCGCGGAAUGCCGCCCAGCGCGACUCGGUGCUCACCACAUCCCGCGACUACCGCAACAUCAUCGAGAGACUGCAGGACAUUGUGUCAGCGUUAGAGGAGCGUUUGAGACCGCUGGUUCAGGCAGAGUUGUCUGUGUUAGUCGAUGUUCUUCAUCGUCCUGAGCUGCUGUUCCCAGAGCACACUGAGGCUCAUCGCAAGUGUGAGAGCGGAGGUUUCAUCUGCAAGUUGAUUAAACACACCAAACAGUUGCUGGAGGAGAAUGAGGAGCGUCUGUGUAUCAAAGUCCUGCAAACUCUCAGAGAAAUGAUGACCAAAGACAGAGGCUACGGAGAAAAGGGAGAGGCACUGAGGCAGUUAUUGGUGAAUCGAUACUAUGGAAACUUCCGGACUGGUGGCAGAAGAGACAGUCUAAGUUCCUUCAGUAACUCUGCCCUCACGCCGGUACCAGGAAAGAACCAAUCAGGCCCGGGGGGUCUGAGUCGGGCAGAAAUGUCUCUGACAGAGGUCCAGUGUCAUUUAGACCGUGAAGGAGCGUCCAACCUGGUCAUCGACCUCAUUAUGAACACAAACAGUGACCGUGUGUUCCAUGAGAGCAUCCUAUUGGCUAUCGCCCUGCUGGAAGGCGGGAACACUACCAUACAGCGUUCCUUCUUCAAACGUUUGACGGAGGACAAGAAAUCGGAGAAGUUUUUCCGUGUUUUUUAUGACCGGAUGAAAGCGGCCCAACUGGAGAUCAAAGCAACGGUUACCGUGAAUACCAGUGAUCUUGGCAACAAGCGUCGUGACGACCACUUCUCUGACAGAGACACGCCCCAGCGAAGGAGAGUGAAGGAUGCGGCUGUCGUGGUAACAGAGGAGGCACGAGAACAGCUUUUGGAGGCGUCUGCGGUCACUAAAAAGGCCUUUGGGUCGUACAGACGGGAUGCCGACCCAGAGGAGGCUUAUGGAUCGAGUGAGGGGCCACAGGGGGGCGGGGACAAAGGGGCGGAUCAAGGGGAGAUGAGCCCUGUCAUUCUCAUCAUGCAGCCAAUCCUGCGCUUCCUACAGUUACUGUGUGAAAACCACAACAGAGAUUUACAGAACUUUCUGCGCUGUCAGAACAAUAAGAAUAACUAUAAUCUGGUGUGUGAGACGCUGCAGUUCCUGGACUGUAUCUGUGGCAGUACCACAGGAGGCCUGGGGCUGCUGGGCCUGUACAUUAACCAGCACAAUGUGGCUCUGAUCAACCAGACCAUCGAGAGCCUGACAGAGUACUGCCAGGGACCCUGCCACGACAACCAGAACUGUAUAGCCACUCAUGAGUCUAAUGGCAUUGACAUCAUCAUCGCUUUGAUUCUGAAUGACAUCAACCCUCUGGGCCGGAAGAGAAUAGACCUGGUCCUGGAGCUGAAGAAUAACGCGUCUAAGUUGCUGUUGGCGAUAAUGGAAAGCCGCCAUGACAGUGAGAACGCUGAGAGAAUUCUCUAUAACAUGAGACCCAAAGAACUGGUGGAGGUGAUGAAGAAGGCUUACCAGCAGGGGGAGACAGAGUUUGAGGAUUCUGAGGAGCAGGAGGAAAAUGGAGAAGACUAUGCAGCAUCACCACGUAACGUUGGACACAAUAUUUACAUCCUCGCCCAUCAGCUGGCUCGGCACAAUAAGGACCUGCAGCAGGAGCUGUUAAAACCCGGAGGAGACGACCAGGCACUGGAAUACUACACUAAACACACAGCUCAGAUAGAGAUAGUUCGUCAGGAUCGCACUAUGGAGCAGAUAGUGUUUCCUGUACCAAAAAUUUGCUCCUUUCUGACGAGCGAGUCGAAGUUGCGGGUGUAUUACAGCACAGAGAGAGAUGAACAGGGCAGCAAAAUCAAUGACUUUUUCCUGCGUGCUGACGACCUUUACAGUGAGAUGAGGUGGCAGAAAAAACUACGAGCUCAGCCAGUAUUGUACUGGUGUUCAAGGAACAUGUCUUUCUGGAGUAAUGUGUCGUUUAACUUGGCUGUGCUCAUUAAUGUUCUGGUGGCAUUUUUCUACCCUCUGGAGAGUGUGGGAGAGAGCACGUUGGAUCCCUCCCUGUCUGCAUUACUGUGGGUGAGUGUGGUUGUGUCUCUGGGCUUUGUGUUGGUGAUGCCCAGACAGAACGCCGUCAGAGUGCUGGUCAUCUCUGCAGUCCUACGGCUCAGCUUCUCCCUUGGCUUCGCACACACACUCUCCCUGCUCGGGGCUUUCAAUGUGUGUAAUAAGAUUAUUUUCCUUCUGAGUUUUGUGGGGAAUCGGGGGACAUUCACGCGUGGUUACCGUGCGAUGGUGAUGGACGUGGAGUUUCUCUAUCACCUGCUCAACCUGCUCAUCUGCACACUUGGCCUGUGUGGACAUGUUUUCUUCUACAGCCUUCUGCUCUUUGACCUGGUGAACAGAGAGGAGACUCUGUUGAAUGUGAUAAAGAGUGUGACACGGAACGGACGCUCCAUUGUGCUGACAGCGGCCCUGGGCCUGAUCCUGGUCUACCUCUUCUCCAUAGUGGGUUACAUCUUCUUCAAAGACGACUUCAUCCUGGAAGUGGACUACAUUCCCAACAGUACACUGGAGGGCGGAGUCAGCCUGCCCAGUGACUUCCUGUCUGAAGGGGCAUGUCAGAAGAAUGGAGGAGGGGCCUGUGUAGCUGAGGCUCAAGAGGAGGAUGGUAUGACUGAGAGGGCGUGUGAUUCUCUGCUGAUGUGCAUUGUCACUGUGCUGAGUCACGGUCUGAGGAGUGGGGGUGGAGUCGGAGACGUUCUGCGCAGGCCCUCAAAAGAGGAGCCUCUGUUUGCUGCGCGUGUGGUGUAUGACAUGCUGUUCUUCUUCAUGGUCAUCAUCAUUGUGCUGAACCUUAUCUUUGGUGUGAUCAUCGACACCUUCGCUGACCUGAGGAGUGAAAAGCAACGGAAAGAGGAAGUGCUGAAAACCACCUGCUUCAUCUGUGGUUUGGAGAGAGAUAAGUUUGAUAAUAAGACUGUGACGUUUGAGGAGCACAUUAAAGAGGAACACAACCUUUGGCAUUACCUGUAUUUCAUUGUGCUGGUCAGAGUGAAGGACUCCACUGAGUACACGGGGCCUGAAAGCUACGUCGCACAGAUGAUCAAGGAUCACAACCUGGACUGGUUUCCUCGGAUGCGUGCCAUGUCACUGGUCAGCGCUGAUGGGGAGGGUGAGCAGAAUGAGUUGCGCAGUCUGCAGGAGAAACUGGAGUCCACCAUGAAACUGGUCUCUAAUCUGACCAAUCAGCUCACAGAACUCAAAGAGCAGAUGACUGAACAGAGGAAGCACAAACAACGCAUUGGGCUUUUGGGUAACCCCGCCCACCUCAAUAUCAAUCCUCAGCAGCCCGCCUGAGGGGCGUGGCCUGGGCGUGGCUUGGGUUCUGUGUAACAUGAAGGAAGGACUGUUGAUGUGUGGCCUAUGCAGUGUGCACGUGGAGUGCAUGAAGCCAUACAGGUACUCCCUGGAGAGGAGGUGUAGUUAUAGAGGGAAGUCUAUUUACAUGUGUGAGUGAGUGUGUGUGUGUGUGUGUGUGUGUGAUUGAUAUUAAGCCAGUAAAAACAAUCAAACUUUUACAGACACACAGAGC
Messenger RNA from Chanos chanos (milkfish), 8349 nucleotides. RefSeq names its product inositol 1,4,5-trisphosphate receptor, type 1a (gene itpr1a). Gene Ontology annotation, molecular function: inositol 1,4,5 trisphosphate binding; inositol 1,4,5-trisphosphate-gated calcium channel activity. Lineage: Eukaryota; Metazoa; Chordata; Actinopteri; Gonorynchiformes; Chanidae. Bases 30 to 8114 code for a protein of 2694 amino acids. The record is from RefSeq and is a predicted model, not a curated record. The transcript has 58 exons. Gene Ontology annotation, cellular component: endoplasmic reticulum; membrane. Gene Ontology annotation, biological process: calcium ion transmembrane transport.